CCAAUCCAAAAUUAAGUGCAUACCAAUACCCCAUCACCUAUUAUUUCUCUUCAAAAAUUCCAACAAUGGCCUCAGCUAAAUUCUCUCUAACCUCUGUUUUGAUGACGGUUCUCGUCUUCACCAUGGUUCUCUCUCCCAUGACGAUUCCAACUGCCAAUGCUACCCGUGUGCUUCUACAGCAAAUUAAUAGGCCGCCGAUAUGCCCGGCCUGCGUGUGCUGCGAGCCAGCACCGGCGGGAUCCUGUUGCCGGUGCUGCGCUUCUCCGAUCCAGACUUCAUCUCAGAACGGGUCGCCAUGAAAAAAAAACUUGCUGCUCUGUCCAUGGGAGUACACACAUUAAAGGAUUUGAAGAUGCUUUGAGAAUAAGGAGAAGUUCACUCUCCAUGCAAAAAAAUAAAAAAUAAAAAAAUGUAGAUUUGUUUUAAUUUGGUUAAUCUCUGAUUAAUAUUGUUAUAUGAUGUUAAUGAAGUCAGGUUGAUACUCUAAGAAGAAUAAAAGAGUGAAAAUAAUAUAGUUCAAA
This is a messenger RNA of Benincasa hispida (wax gourd), 521 nucleotides long. RefSeq lists its product as uncharacterized. The record is from RefSeq and is a predicted model, not a curated record. NCBI's taxonomy places the organism in Eukaryota, Viridiplantae, Streptophyta, Magnoliopsida, Cucurbitales, Cucurbitaceae.